This is a messenger RNA of Filobasidium floriforme, 1977 nucleotides long. Its product is annotated as efflux pump antibiotic resistance protein. The transcript has 16 exons. NCBI's taxonomy places the organism in Eukaryota, Fungi, Basidiomycota, Tremellomycetes, Filobasidiales, Filobasidiaceae. Gene Ontology annotation, biological process: transmembrane transport. The record is from RefSeq and is a predicted model, not a curated record. Gene Ontology annotation, molecular function: transmembrane transporter activity. Bases 1 to 1977 code for a protein of 658 amino acids.
AUGGCCAGUCUAGAGACUGCUCACCCAGCCACGCACCCGAAAGAAGAUUCGGACGAGCCCGAAGUCUGGUCGGACGACAAGCACGGUCGAUCUGGCGAUCGUCACGAUCUCGAGAGUGGAUAUACUGUCGAUAGGGAGGGUGGUCUACCGCUGAGACAGCCUGCUCAUCCCGACAUCGAAGCGUCGGCAAACAGGAUUGCGGAAUCAUACCUGAACCCUGGGGCUGGAUCAAACACAAUUGCGAAGGAACCGGAAGGCACCACUGAGCUGGAGCAACGCUCCGCUGAUUCUGGGUCGGGUGGGACCGAUCCGACAGGUCCUCAGUCAGGCGCGACGACACUUCAAGACCAGACCAAUCUGUUACCGGCCAAACAGAUUAUCGUCGUAUUUCUGGGUUUGAGUUGCGCUCUUUUCGUCUCAUUACUGGAUCAAACCAUUGUCAGCACGGCUUUGCCUACACUCGGACGGGUGUUCUCCAGGGCAGAGAUCAGUUCAUGGGUUGCCACUUCAUACCUUUUGACAUCCACAUCGGUUCAGCCGAUCUACUCUCGGCUCUCAGACAUUUUCGGGCGCAAGAUCUUGCUCGUGUUCUGCCUCAUACUCUUCUCGCUCGGGUCCUUGGCGUGCGCGUUGAGCCAGUCAAUGAUCCAGCUCAUCGUCUUUCGCGCUCUGGCUGGAUUGGGCGGCGGGGGUAUUUUAACACUUGUGAUGAUCGUUGUAGGAGAUGUUGUCACACUGCGAGAGAGAGGGAAAUAUCAAGGAAUCCUGGGAGGCGUUGUAGCGUUUGCAAAUUCCAUAGGACCAGUCUUGGGCGGCGUGCUUACAGAGAAAGCGAGCUGGAGAUGGUGUUUCUGGAUCAAUCUUCCAAUGGCGGGCUUGGCGAUAGCCGUCGUAGUGUUCGCGCUGCCGUUGCGAUCGGUGCAAGGGGACAUCCGUUCCAAACUUAAGAAGGUGGAUUAUGCCGGCUGUGCUUUGACGCUGGCGUUCUCCGUACUCAUCUUGAUGGCGCUCAGUUGGGGAGGAACGACCUAUCCUUGGGACAGUGCUGGUGUCCUGGCCCCGUUGUUAGUGGGAUUGGCUCUACUCGGUCUUUUCAUUUUCGUCGAAUGGAAGCUAGUUCCUUUGCCCUUAAUACCUAUGCGCAUCUUCCGAAGCUCCACAGUCUCCGGCGCCAUGGUUGCAACAUUUCUUUCGGGCAUGGUGUUCUACGCCCAGCUCUUCUAUCUUCCGCAGUAUUUCCAGGUCGUCAGAGGAGAAAGUGCGAUCAGGUCCGGUGUCCUGCUCUUGCCACUGAUUGUUGUGCAGACGAUAACAUCAUUUACAUCUGGAGUCAUAGUAUCGAAGACCGGAGAUUAUCGUAUCAAUCUUUACUUAGGAUUCGGGAUCUGGACCAUCGGCAUCGGGCUCUUGACGACGAUCGGUCCCGAUACUUCGAUCGCGAAGAUAUGUGGUUAUCAGAUUUUGAGUGGAAUAGGCGGUGGCCAAACGUUCCAGACGUCCUUAGUCGCGAUACAAGCCGCUGUGAACAGAUCAGAAAUGGCAGUGGCAACAGGUGCGAGGAAUUUCAUCAGGAUGCUCGGCGGCUCGGUCGCUCUCGCUGCCUCUUCGGCUUUACUAAACAAUGCUGUCAAGAAUGAACUCUACCGGGAUGCGAACUUUCCCAACGAUAUGGUACGGCAGAUCGUUUCAGAUCCGACGCAAAUCAACGAUCUGGUCCUAUCGGCCGAGCAGAAGACCAUUGCUUUGCGUGGUUACACACAAGGGAUCCAUAAUGUAUUUUACCUCCUCUUGCCCUGCUGCGGCGUGUCUUUUUUCGUCAUCAUAUUCUUUGUCAAACAUCACUCUCUAGAACGUUCAGACGACGCUGCACUGAAGCAGGAAGGCAAGGACCGGAUUAAGCAGCGUAAACAAAAGCCCGAGGCGGACACAACAGGAUCAGGGCCUGGAGCUGGGACCGAAGCUACGGACAUUAAAUGA